Spodoptera exigua (beet armyworm) is the source of this 726-nucleotide messenger RNA. The record is from the annotation of a GenBank genome assembly. Lineage: Eukaryota; Metazoa; Arthropoda; Insecta; Lepidoptera; Noctuidae.
GACAACUGUCAGUUUUGUUGUUUUGAAUUUUUCGUUUGUUUUUAUUACAGAGGUUAUGUAUUGUAUCAAGAAGGAUUUAUGCGUUUAAAAUGAGUUUUAGUUAGCUUCCUUAACUUUAAGGCACUGACAAAAGUAAUAAUGUCUGUCUGUGUUGAUUGGAGCUUUAAGUAAGAAUAAGAGGCGAGAAUUGAAGAAGAAAAUGUCGUCUUUUGAUAGUUUGUCAUCAUCACAAAAAAUUCGCGCCGCUUUGCAUCGGGAUGUGCGAACUAUUGGUACGGAAACUUGCCAUUUCCUUGGUCUGGAGAUAACAAAGCCAGCUGUGGAAAUUGUUGCAGAACUUGUUUAUAAGAAACUGGCAGUUUAUGGUGCCGAUUUGGAAGCUUUUGCAAAGCAUGCCAAACGUUCAACAAUCAACGCUGAUGACGUCAAACUGCUUGUGAGACGAUGUCCUUCUCUGAAAAAUCGUCUGAACGCUAUAACACCGAGUCCUAAAGAGAAGCGAAGAAAGACCAUAGCAAGUAAGCCAUCGGAAACACCAACAUCAAAACAAAGAGAAUCAGAAAACCUGAAUGUAAAACAAAAUGACCCAGAACCUUCGACGUCGAAACAAAAUGUUCCAGAAAGUUCGAAACAGGAAGAAAAGGGGAAUGAAGUAGCGGACUUCGAUAAUAUGGAUGUUGAUGAUAUGAUUGAUCUUACGUUUGAUUAAACCAUUUCAAAUAAAAA